Molecule: messenger RNA, 700 nt
Organism: Spodoptera frugiperda (fall armyworm)
Lineage: Eukaryota; Metazoa; Arthropoda; Insecta; Lepidoptera; Noctuidae
Product: homeobox protein MSX-2-like
Exons: 3
Coding region: 1-579 (192 amino acids)
Biological process (GO): regulation of DNA-templated transcription
Molecular function (GO): DNA-binding transcription factor activity, RNA polymerase II-specific; DNA binding
Source: RefSeq, a predicted model, not a curated record
AUGCAGCCGCGAGAUGGAGUUGUUAGUUGUUAUCCAAAUCACAACACAAGACUCAAAUCGUACCUACUUCCUAAAUUAAGUCCGGAUGUUUUUGCAACAGGUGCAGUGAGCAGCGGCGGCGGUGGUCGCGCGAGACGGUCGGGCCGGCACGCUCGGGUACCGUUCACGGCGGCGCAGGCGGCGGCGCUCGAGGCCGCGUAUGCGCGCGCGCCGUACCUAGCGCCCCCGGCCUUGCGUGCACUCGCCGCAGCCUUGCAGUUACGUGACGAUAGAAUAAAGAUUUGGUUCCAAAACCGUCGUGCAAGGGAGCGAAGAGAGAAAUGUGGCAACAUCGCACCUCCGAUGUCUGUGACCCUUCCACCUACCACCUCCGCUCACGUCUCCAUUAUAACUCCAUGUUCCUGGACAUCAACUGACGCAUCCAGCAUUCCCUUCAACAUAACUCUUGGAACAAACGACAGAGACAGAACACAGCAGUAUGAAAGAGACGCAAGUAAUUUUAGCGUGUCGUCCUGGAGCGCAUCGACAGACGAAGAAAAAACAGAUGAGCCAUUGGAUAUUGAAACAAUUGAAGACUGAAUAAAGUACAAAGUGUCUUGUCAUUAGAAUAAAAAAAUAAUUAUAAUGAUUUAUUGACAAAUUAACUGUGAUACCCAUGACAUGAUUAUGAACAAUUUGAAUAUAAUUUAUAAAGAUUUUA